Molecule: messenger RNA, 1626 nt
Organism: Penicillium expansum
Lineage: Eukaryota; Fungi; Ascomycota; Eurotiomycetes; Eurotiales; Aspergillaceae
Product: FAD-binding oxidoreductase
Exons: 3
Coding region: 1-1626 (541 amino acids)
Molecular function (GO): FAD binding
Source: RefSeq, a predicted model, not a curated record
AUGCAUCUUUCAACCCUUAUUGGCGGGCUGUCUGCGAUCGGCGGGCUGACCCUUGCCCAGGCCGCUGCGACCAGCUCGGCCAUUGAAACCGAUGGUUUCAGCAUCACCGACGCAUUAGAGGAUCUCGGUGUGGAUGUGUCGCAAAUCCCCGCAUUGGAGUCGUUCGCCUCUAUUGAGACGCGGUCAACCGACAAAGCCUGUGCAGCUGCUUGCGCAAGUUUGAGCUUCCUUUUUGGCUCCAAGGUUGCUUCUCCAGAGACUACUGGGUACAGCAACUUCACUAGCUCAUUCUGGUCCGUGCAGCAAGAAGAGGUCCAGCCUCGUUGCGUCUUCCGUCCUACCAAAAACACGGAAGUUAGCACAGCAGUCUUACUUUCCCGUCUGACUGGUUGCGAGUUUGCUGCUCGCAGCGGCGGCCAUGCUGCCUUCACCGGUGCUUCUAGCGCGCCUGGCGGAAUUAGCAUCUGGUUCAAGGAUAUGAACGCCGUUACCCUUAACGCGGACAAGAAGGUCGCUUCUAUUGGCCCUGGAAACAACUGGUUGACCACCUACUCUGCCCUCGAGCCCUAUGGCUUGGCUGUUGUUGGAGGUCGGGCCUCUAGCAUCGGUGUUGGUGGGUUCGUUUUGGGUGGUGGAAUCUCCUACCACUCUAACCUGCACGGAUGGUCUUGCGACAAUGUUCAGAGCUUUGAGGUCGUCACCGCUAGUGGUCUGAUUGUAACCGCGAGUGCAACUUCCUACGCUGACCUAUACUGGGCUCUGCGCGGUGGUGGCAACAACUUUGGUCUUGUGACCAAGUACAAUUUGUACACCAUUCCCUCCCCAGAGCUAUACGGUGGUGCCAGAACCUUCCUCCAGACCGAGUUCCCCGAGGUUAUCAAUGCUUGGAUCAACGUGAUCAACAACGCCACGGUUGAUGGAAACGCUCAGCAAUACGUUGCCUUCCUUCGGACCCAAGAAAUGAACCUUGCCUCUGCCGAGUUAACGUACGUAAAGAACGACCCCAACCCUGAGAUCUACAAGCAAUACAGAAGUAUUCCAGCCAUUUCCGACACAUCUAGCGCCAAGACCCUUGUUGAGUACGUCAAGUACCUCGAGACCGAGAACCCGUUCGGUCUUCGCGAGGUGUACUGGCCGAUUAGCGCGGCUCUCAACGAGAAAUUUGCCAACUGGGUGGUGGACCUCUUCUACUCGAUGAUCCCCGAGGUGGCCGAUGUUGCCGGCGCCCAGCCCGUGCUGAUCUACCAGGGCAUCACUGAGCCCAUGUUGAACAACAUGAAGAACUACGGUGGCAAUGCUCUUGGACUUGAUGGCUCCUCUGGCCCUGUUCACCUUUUGCACAUUUCCUGCUGGUGGAAGAACGAGUCUGAUGAUAAGACUAUCUACGCGUUUGUCAACAAGUUCAUGGAGAAGGUAAUUGCUGAGGCUAAGACCGUCGGUGUCUUCAACGAAUAUAUCUACAUGAACUACGCCAGCAUGUUCCAGGAUGCUGUCGCUGGAUAUGGUGCUACCAACAAGGCUCAGCUGAAGAAGAUUGCCAAGAAGUACGACCCCAGAGAGGUUUACCAGACUCUCCAGCCUGGUUACUUCAAGCUUGAGGGUGCUCCCGUGACCUCCUCCUUCUAG